GGAAAAUUUUGUUCAAAUUGAGCCACAUUUUAUAUCUCAAAAUAAUAAUAAAAUUUCAAAGUACUAAUAAUUAUUUUGUCUUCAAACUAGCAAAAUCUAGACAUUUUUCUACUAUCAGAAUAGCUCAUCUUCAAUGGAUACACUCUCGAGCUCUGUUACAACCCUCAAAUUCACACCUCCUCAGUUCCACCAUUUCAAAAUUCCCUCCACAGCUCAACAUCUCCCACCUUCACACUUCAUCACAAAACCCCACUCAUCAAUUUCCAAGAAACCAACUCCAACUCAAUCCAUAUCCCUCCCCAUCACUACCCCUUCUCCUCCACCCCUCCCUUCUCGCAGCUCAUCUCCCAAUUACACCCACCAAAACCCAGCCACCGGGUACGCCGUAGCACUUCUCGACAUAGCCCAACGCACCGGUUCGCUUGAAAUUCUACAAAAAGAUGUGCAAAGACUGUCCAAGCUGCUGCAAAAUCAGGAAAUUUAUUCUAUGUUGACGAACCCGCUUGUGGGUGAUAAAGAGAAGGGAAUAGUAGUGAAGGAAGUGGGUAAGAAAGGGAGAUUUAACAGGGUUUUGGUGAGAUUUUUGAAGAUGUUGAUUGAGAGGAAUAGAUUUGUGAUGGUGAAGCAGGUUUUGGUUGAGUUUCAGAGAAUAUUUGAUGAAUUGUGUGGAACUGAGGUGGUCUUGGUAUCUUCCAGGAAGAAGAUGGGAGAGGUUCAACUGGUUGGAAUUGCUUAGGAAGUGCAGAAGAUAAGUGAGGCUGAGAUGGUGAAGGUGAAAAAUUUGGUUGAUGAUUUAUCAUUUGCUAUGUUUAUAGAAAGUUGCAGUUUUAUGUAUAAUUAAUUUGGUUCUAGAUAAGACUGGACUGCUCCAGUUUUGUUCAAAUAACACAAUCUAUGGAAUUUACAUUGAAUGAA
Molecule: messenger RNA, 915 nt
Organism: Mercurialis annua (annual mercury)
Lineage: Eukaryota; Viridiplantae; Streptophyta; Magnoliopsida; Malpighiales; Euphorbiaceae
Product: ATP synthase delta chain, chloroplastic
Exons: 1
Coding region: 134-736 (200 amino acids)
Biological process (GO): photosynthetic electron transport in photosystem II; photosynthetic electron transport in photosystem I; proton motive force-driven ATP synthesis
Cellular component (GO): chloroplast thylakoid membrane
Molecular function (GO): proton-transporting ATP synthase activity, rotational mechanism
Source: RefSeq, a predicted model, not a curated record